Messenger RNA from Heteronotia binoei (common prickly gecko), 3706 nucleotides. RefSeq names its product gem nuclear organelle associated protein 4 (gene GEMIN4). Gene Ontology annotation, biological process: spliceosomal snRNP assembly; rRNA processing. The transcript is spliced from 3 exons. Lineage: Eukaryota; Metazoa; Chordata; Lepidosauria; Squamata; Gekkonidae. The coding region runs from base 1 to 3519 and encodes 1172 amino acids. The record is from RefSeq and is a predicted model, not a curated record. Gene Ontology annotation, cellular component: SMN complex.
AUGGCGCAGGCGGUGGGCGGCGGCGCCCCGGAGGCCGGGCAGGGCAGCAGGCAGCGGCGGCGGAGUCCCCCUCUCGGCCAUGCCGGCUGCCUCGUGCCUGCAGCGGUUGGGCCGGCCGGCGGGAGAGCAACAGCCAUGGAGCUAGGUUUUUGUUUCUUUGGGAAAUUUCGGAUGAGUCUGAAGCAACCGAAGGAAAUUGAGUCCAGGGGCACCUUUGAGGCCAGCCCAGUUUCAUCCUGGCUGGCAGCCGCCUGCCCAAAUCCCCUACCUGAAGUUCCAGGGCCCCAAGCUCCUGGCUUUGGGUCUCCUUUGACUAGUUCUCAGCUUCUCAACAGGGCCUUUCUUGGUUUCCCCACAGGGCCGGUGACCAUCUGCGGAGAAGCGACCAUCUUGCACGGCGGGUUCCUGCUGGCGUCCCGGCUGUGCCAUCCCAAGCCGUUGUCGGAGCUGACCAAGUCCGAUUGGGACAAAGUGGGGAAGCCCAUCAUCGACGCCCUGCGGGAGGUCUGCACCUCUUAUUCCACCUACCCACCCCAGCCCAGCGCUUGGAAGAAGAAAGCGGCCGUCGUCCUCUGGUCCAAAAUCCUCCUCUCCGAUGCCUCGUCUCCCUCCGCGAACCAGAGGUGGAAAGAAGACGUCUUCUUUUCGGUGAGCAACAUGAUCCCGGAUGUCAACCACACCAUCCUCUUCGAGCUCUUCAAGGCGGUGAAUGCGCCCCGGCUUUUUGCCCAGCUCCUGUUGGUGCUGCCAGAACACGUUUGCCAGAAGGAACUGGAGACCUUCGUUGAAUACAUCGCCAACGAAACCACGCCGGAGGACGUGUCUUUCUUCUUGGACGUCUGGUGGGAGAUUCUGAAGCACAAGGAUGGGCAGGAGGACAGGGUGACCUUGCUGUUUGGCGUGUUCUCUCGCCAGCAUCUCUCGGACGCGGACGAACCCCCCCACGUUCUCAAGAGGUUCAAGAGCGAUGCGCCAGAGUCCCCCGUGAUUGUCGGUCUCCUCCGGGCUUUGAUGGAGGGACUGAAGCUGAUCAAAGAGAGCGUUGGCCCUGCAAAGGUGAAGUGUUACGCCCUUGCCAACCUAGCGGACGUGCUUUCUCUUUUGGUUCCUGCUGAGGGCGAGCCGGCUUCGUUGCCUGCCCAGGUUUAUUUGGACAAGAUUUCAUCGGUGGUCACCCUCUGGAGCAGAGACCUCCAGAACCGAUACAACAAGAGGGGGCUGGAUGAGAAGGUGAAGGAAGCGGAGAGGAGCGUGAGUUUGCUGAACAUGGCCACGCCAGGGAGCAGUCCGUUGGCCGGCCACCUGGGCUUUCUCCGUUCCUUGCUGGACGAGUGGUCGGUGGAACUCCAGGGGCUUCUUGGCAACCCCCAGGAGAUCAGCUACGAGAGCUACCGCUUUCUCGACAGCCUCGACUCCUUGGGGAAGAAACUGACGGGUUGUGCCAAGCUGGGGGAUCUGGACAAGGAAAUGGCACUGGAGAUGUUGGAGCUGGGCGAUCUGAUUGCGAACUUCUUAAAGCGGGUCAGCCCCCAGGUGAGGGGGAAGAAUUCGGACAGCGGCCUCAUGGCCUCCGUAGCCAUGGUGAUUAUCGAACAGAAGAUGGAGCGGCACGAGGAGAUGUGUUCCAUCUUCGCUUCGGAAAAGAGUUGGGCCUCCAGUAAAGACUGGGCGGCUUGCCUCACGAAGAACAAAGAACUCUUCCAGAAGCCGGAGCUGGUCUUGAAACUGCUAGAGACCGCGGCCUCUUUGGGCCCCGUGGCCGAUUCCGCCGAAAGCCGAGAGGAGCAGGUGAAAACAGCCAAAGUCAUCCUGGAGUGUUACACGGAACUUUCAUUGCCGGAUAAGAAUGCGGUGAUUUCUGGGGUCUUGUCUAGGUGGGGGAGGCAAGGCCUUUCCGGGAUCCUGAAGCCUUUUGCAGAAGGCUUCCCGGAGGAGCUCAAUAUCGCCUUCAACCAGAUAAUUCAGAGCGCCUCCGGAGAAGGCUUUAAGAAAGUGGUGAAUUCUGUGUCCCGCUUGGCCGUACUCAACCCAGAAGCGACGGUCAAGAAGAUUUGUAACUUGGCUGUGGCCAACUUAGGGACGCACCAAUUCCUGGCCGAGAUCCUGUGUUCUUUCCCGGCGCUCAACUUCGAGGAACCGCACGGUCAGGAUGAGUCCAUCAGCCUCGUUCUGGGAUGCUUGAAAGAGACGGUCAUGGACAAGUUGUCCUCUGCCAAGGAGAAGGAACAGUUCUUGGAGUUCCUUGUGAGGCUCAUGCAGCCGAGCGGGGACAACCCGCUCCUGGCUCCGGCGAAGGUGACCCAAAACCUCAUCAUUCCUUUUCUCAAAUCGGACUUUCCUCACCUCGAGCUGUGCCUGCAGAUCCUCGACGUGGCUUUGAAGGUGCCUCUGGCUUCAGACCAGCACUGGAUCCACACCUGCCACCCUUUCCCGCUCGUCUUCUGCCUCUGCAAGCUCCUGCACGAGUUCACUCGCUAUUGGCACGAGCUGCAAGGCCGGCACGGCUACUCGCUCGAGACCAAAGAUGCGGUGACGGGCAACCUGGCUCAGCUUUGCGACAUCCUCUCGGUCCAGAAGGACGGCGUGUCUCCAGAGCUGUGGACCCAGUCGGUUGCGUGGCUGCACAAGAAGGCGGACGCCUUGGACUGGACCAUCGGUCUCCGCCUGAAAAAAGUGUACGGAGAGCACUUCAAAAACGAAGUCCCGGCGACGCUGUUUGAGGUCUGCAAACUCCCCGAGGACGAGUGGACGUCCCGUUCCCUCCCCACGUACGGGUUGGGGAGUGGGCUCCUGGCGUGGCUGGAGUGCUGCUGCGUCUCCACAGCCUUGAGGGAGCAGAUGCUCGUGCUUCUGAAGGUGAACAUGGACAAUCCCGAAGAGGUCAAUCUGUUCAGCAAGGGUUUCCUGCUCGCCCUGGUCCAGGUUUUUCCGUGGUGCAGCCAGAGCGAAUGGAGAAGGCUCAUCCACGUCAUCAAGAGCCUCUUGGAAAGAGAGGUCCUCUACGUGCCUUACUCUUUGGAAUACGUUCAUCACCUGCCUUUGUUGAACUUCCAGCCCUUCGCCUAUCACCUCCAGUUCUCGGUGCUUCUCCUCCGGGGUUUUCAGUUCUUGUGCAGUUCUAGCGGGGCCACGUGGCUGCCCGUGGAGGCGUGGAAACAUGUGGCGAGGCUCUACUGCCUCAGCCUCUCGGAUCUGCUGGACUCCGUCAAAAGCAACGCCUGUUGCCAGUGGCGUCCCACGGAGGGGAAGAGUGUGGCGCGGGAAUUGUCCUUCGUUUACAUCCAGAUGUUUUGCCACACGCUCCACGUGGCCGCCAUGUUGCCGGAGGGCACCGGGGAGCCCCUCCUCUUCCUCUCCUUGGAGAUCCUCUCACAGUACCAGAUGCUCUGUGACGCGGACGAGUCCCUCGGCCGGGCCCUGCGGAAAGCCAACGAGAAGCACUUCCUGGAGUCCAUCGCGGAGAACGUCACCAACAAGGAGCUGCGCACCAUGCUCCAGCAGAAGCUGAGCAAGCUGUGAUAAAGGACGUCGGCCGGAAAGCCUGCAGCCAGAUUUCCUUUUUGGCAUGUGCCAAAGCCGGAAGCCUGGGUUCGUGUCAAGCUUGGGGUGAAAAGAUGCCAGUGUUUUGCCCCCCCCAAAAAAGAAGGGGAGCAAAGACGGUGGGAAAUCUCACAAGAUCUAUAAUAAACCUCUAUCUCUCUUCUCA